Messenger RNA from Trematomus bernacchii (emerald rockcod), 5405 nucleotides. It is a transcript of the gene sptbn4a, whose product is annotated as spectrin, beta, non-erythrocytic 4a. The record is from RefSeq and is a predicted model, not a curated record. Gene Ontology annotation, cellular component: cortical actin cytoskeleton; cell junction; plasma membrane. Lineage: Eukaryota; Metazoa; Chordata; Actinopteri; Perciformes; Nototheniidae. Gene Ontology annotation, molecular function: actin filament binding; phospholipid binding. The transcript has 19 exons. Gene Ontology annotation, biological process: actin cytoskeleton organization. Bases 15 to 4700 code for a protein of 1561 amino acids.
GGGUGGAAGAGAAGAUGCUUAUGGCCCGAGACACGGCGCGGGAUGAGGCUCAAAAGCUUCACAGGAAGUGGCUGAAGCACCAGGCCUUUAUGGCGGAACUGGCCCGCAAUAAGGAAUGGCUCGCCAAGAUAGAACAGGAGGGUCAGGAACUGAUCCAGGAGAAGCCCGAGCUCCGUUCGGUGGUCCAGCAGAAGCUGGUGGAGAUCAGAGAGUGCUGGUCCGACCUGGAGAGCACCACCAAGGCCAAGGCUCGCCAGCUCUUUGAAAACAACAAGCCUGAGCCGGCGGUGAAGAGCUACUCGGACCUGGACAACCAGCUCUCCCACCUGGAGCAGCAGCCCCCCCAGCUGGAGCAGGCUCACCAUCUGCCCACCUUCAAUGAGCAGCUCCAGAAAUUCCAGGCUAUGGAGUCUCAGAUAGGGGACUAUUACAAGGAUGUGGGAGAGCUGGGCAGCGUGCAGGGUGUCUGCCUGCCCCAGCGAGGCCUGAUGGCAGGCGACAGGGAGGCCGGCGAGCAGUCAGGCGUCGUGGAGACUCGCAUCGUCCGCCUCAUCGAGCCGCUGAAGGAGAGACGCCGCAUCCUGCUGGCCUCCAAAGAGAUGCAUCAAGUCGCCCAAGACCUGGAGGAUGAGAUACUGUGGAUCCAGGAGAGGCUUCCCGUGGCCUCCUGUAAGGAUUAUGGGAAUAACCUCCAGAGUGUACAGCAGCAUGUAAAGAAGAACCAGACCCUUCAGAGGGAGCUGACAGGGCGGCGGGCUCGUGUGGAGGAGGUUCUGGACCGGGCGGGGAUCAUCGCUUCGCUGAGGACCCCUGAGGUGGAAUGUGUGCGUGAAGGGGCGGGGCAUGUGCGCCAGCUUUGGGAGGUUUUGCAGCUGGAGGCCGAGAGGAGGUGUGUGAUGCUGGACGCCAUGCUGCUGUCUCAGCAGUACUACAGCGACGCGGCUAUAGUGGAGACCUGGCUGUCAGGUCAGAAGCUCCAACUGGUCAAUGAAGAAAAAGGAACGGACGAGGCGAGCACCCUGCAGCUGCUGAAGGGCCACCUGGCUCUGGAGCAAACGGUGGAAAAUUAUGCAGAGACAGUAGGCAUGCUCACCCAGCAAUGCCAGCUUCUUAUGGAAAUGGGACACCCAGAAAGUGAGCAGCUCACCAAGCAGCAGUCGCACAUAGACCGGCUGUACGUGUCUCUGAAGGACAUGGUGGAGCACAGGAAGAACAAGCUGGAGCAGCAGUACUGGCUCUAUCAGCUCAACAAGGACGUGGAGGAGCUGGAGAAGUGGAUCACUGAGCGAGAGACCGUGGCCAGUUCCACCGAGCUGGGCCACGACCUGGAGGACGUCACGGUGCUUCAGGAGAGAUUCACCAAGUUUGCCACAGAAACCAACAGCAUCGGGCAGCAGCGCAUGGAGCAUGUCAACAAAAUGGUGAACGAGAUGAUCGACUGCGGCCACUCGGACGCGGCCACCAUCGCCGAGUGGAAGGACGGGCUGAACGAGUCGUGGGCCGACCUGCUGGAGCUGAUGGAGACCCGCAGGCAAAUGCUGCUCGCCUCGCACCAGCUGCACAAGUUCUUCACCGACUGCAAAGAGGUCUUGGCUCAGAUCGCAGGGAAGAUGAAGCAGCUGCCAGAGGUGAGGGCGUGCCAAGCCAACAUCACCAAUCCAGCCACCCUGCAGAGGCUCAUGCACUCCUUUGAGCAUGCCCUUCAACUGCUGGUUGCACAGGUGAGGCAGCUGCAGGAGAACGCGGCCCAGCUGAGGACCAUCUACGCUGGGGAAAAGGCGGAGGCCAUCAUGGUCAAAGAGCAGGAAGUGAUGGAGGCCUGGAAGGAGCUGCUGAGCUCCUGUGAGGCCAGCCGUGUGCAGGUCACCUCAGUCACAGACAAGGUGCAGUUCUUCUCCGUGGUGCGUGAAAACCUCAUGUGGAUGGAAGGCAUCAUGGGCCAGAUUAUAUGGGAUGAGCCCAGAGAUCUGACGGCUCUCGAGGUGAUGAUGAGACAACAUCAGGAGCUGAAAGCCAAAGUAGACGGCCGCAGCAAGACCAUACAGCAGUGUGCAGAUCUGGGCAAGAUCCUCAUAGCUGCAGGCAACCCUGCAUCAGAGGAGAUACAAGAGAAGCUGGACAGUCUUCUGGCUAAGCAGAGGGAUCUUAUUGAAAAAUGGGACAAACACCAGGAGAAGUUACUGCGCAGGCAGGAACAUUUCCAGUUCGCCCAGGAGACGGUGAAGGCAGAAGCCUGGCUGAAGGCCAAGGAGCCGCUGAUCACCUCCAAGGAGCCAGAGGGAGGAGGAGCCCGGACCCAAACAGACGAGGUUGAGCAACUCAUCCUUCGCCACGAGGCCUUCCGCAAGGCUGCUGUCACCUGGAAAGAACGCUUCAGCUCUCUCCGCCAGCUUUCCGCAGCUGAGAAGAAAAAAGAGGAGGAGAAAAAGGCAACCCCGCUCUCCAGCCGAAGGAUGUUCCCAAUAUCAUGUCUGACUCCCAGUGUUCCCUCAAUCAGUGCUACCUCAUCUUUCUUGAGGCAGACGGUACAGGUUCAUGUAGAACCCAAACCCUUACAGACCAGUCUGGAUCUGGGAGCCUCCCCUGCGACACAGAGAUUGUCCUCAACCCUAGCUAGUUACAAGCCAGUUAUAAAUGGAUCAGGCUACCAUGGACUGGAACAGCAGGGCAGUGGGAAGUUGGCAAGCUCCUCAUACCUUGGAAUGAACCACCAGGUGCCGGGAGGUGGAAGUGAAUCCGCUUUCACAGCACUGACUUCCCAGAAUCCUGGAGCAGAUACUUACCUUGGGAUAAACCAUCUACCAACUGCUGGCAAUGCGGAAAGCUCUGGAUACUACGGACUGACUACUGGGUGUGUCGGUGGUACGCCAAACCAUCUAGGCAGCGGGAGGUUGGGAAAUUCAGGUAACAUAGCUCAGCAGCCAAGCAGUGGGGGUAUGGGAAGCCCUGGCUAUCUGCCUCAACAGAAUAUGGGCAGUUCUGGAUAUUUGGCUCAAUCACCAAAUAUGGGAAGUUCUGGAUACUUGGGACAUCAGCCUAAUCUAGGGAGUACAGGAUAUUUGGCACAACAGCCUAAUUUAGGAAGUACGGGAUAUUUGGCACAACAGCCUAAUUUAGGAAGUACGGGAUAUUUGGCGCAGCAGCCUAAUAUGGGUAGUUCUGGGUAUUUGGCACAACCGCCUAAUUUGGGGAGCACUGGGUAUUUGGCACAACAGCCUAACAUGGGGAGUUCUGGGUAUUUAGCACAACAGCCUAAUAUGGUGAGUUCUGGAUACUUAGCGCAGAAUUACCAGAGCAGUGGGGGAUUGGGUAGCUCAGGCUUUCUGGCACAAAAUAAUUACAGCAGUGGAAGUCUGGGCAGUUCUAGUUACCUGGCGCAAAGUGGUGGCAUCAUGGACCCUAAAAUGGCAUAUGCAUGGCAGCAUCUGAAAGCUGACUUCAUGCAGCCCAGGAUCAACCACAUCCACAAGGCUGUAAACCCCCUCCUAGAGGCCAGCAGGGUGCAGCGGGAACAGUUUGGGGACAUCCCAAUGGCCGACAUGGUGGGGCCAGAGUCGGGGCUGGAGCUCCUCCACGGCCGCCUCCAGAGGGAUCCCCGUGGCAGCCGCUCGGAUCCUCAGAUGGACCACCUGAGGCGAGAGAGGGAGUACAAGUUGGGUAGACAGACCUCCAGCGAACAAGAGAUCCAGGCUAGGCUGAACGAGCUGCCGCUGAUUGUGCGUCAGGAGCGCUACCGGAGGCGCCUGGAGAGGCAGUCGUCCAGCGAGCAGGAGGGCAACGGCAAGCAGAGGCUCCAGAGGCAGGACUCGAGUGACCUGGAGGGCUCUGUUAAGGACGGUUCUGACAAACGCUCAGGGGAUAAGAGAAAUACCAUGGCAGAGAUUGUUGAACAAGUCCAGGAGAGAGAGGCAGCAUCUGUGAGUAAGCUUGCACGGUACAUCAAAACACUGUUGCUCCAACCGGUGACUCGUUUUGAUGGACGUCCUCGGGCCCGAGACCGCCCCAAACCGAGGAGGAGGCCUCGUCCCAAAGAGCCUGAGGAGACACGGCGUUCUCGCUCAGCUCCAGCUACUGGGGCCCCAACCACACCUCAGCCGCCUUCACACACUGCCCAAAACGAAGGCUUCCUCUACCGCAAAAAGGCCACAUCAUCUGACCUUGAAGCUCAGCAGAGAAGCCCAAACAGCAAAUCCUGGCUGAACGUGUACUGUGUGUUGAAAGAGGGACAGCUGCUUUUCUACAAGGAUGCUAGGCACCUGACUACGACAUACAACGAGGAGCCUCCUGUGGAGCUGGCUAACUGCACCUUUGAUCCUUCUAUGGGAUACAAGAAGAAGAAAAAUGUCUUCAUUCUUCAAAUGGCUGAUGGUAACAACUUUGCAUUCCAUGCAAAAGAUGAGGAGGACAUGAAGGCUUGGACUUCAAGCAUCACCAUCUGUAUAUCUGAAUACGAGGAACUGGGCAAGUGGGACAAGCCGGGAACCUCGUCCAUGGAACCCGACCACUCGGAGAGGAAGGAGAAGUCGGAGGGGGAUGCCGACGCCAGGUCAGAGAGGUCGGAGCUGGCCGAGGGGGAGGAGAGGUCUGAGAAGGAGAGGUCAGAGAAAGGGGACGGCUCUGAGAAGUUAGACACGUCAGAAAUCGCCGACAAAAUGGAGGGAGGGGCAGGGGGCUCCAGCACUUCUGGAAAGAGCAAAUGAGGAGCCCCUUUAUGUUUUAACAUUAUUCACUGACGAGAUGCGUGGGAGGCGGUGGGUGUGAGGGAUGGAUGGAGAGCAUGUGCAGCUAGGUUUGCUGAUCCUCAGUCACAGAGCGGAACACACCGGGUCCUUGGACUGACUAUUUUUACUGUGACAGACUAAUCUCUCAGCCCCUCCCCUUCACCCAGGCAAUACAUCAGUGCUUGCAUUGUGCCACCUGCUGGUAGAUAGCAGGUCGGCCCAGACAGACAGACAGACUUCAACAAGUGGUCCCAAGUAUAAGUCACUGUCACGUCCCAUCGUUGAUCGUUUAAUCUCUCGGAUUCACAGCAUCUUUCUGUAUGUAUCUUUGACUGAUAAUGUAAUGCUCUGUCUAGCUAGACAAACCCCGAGAAGUGGUGAAUGAUAUGUUUCACAAUAUCAAAAAAGAAAAACAAGUUUUUUGAAGCAAUAUACUUUUUUUUAAAAGGGAAAAGGAAACAAGAAAUAAUUGCAAAUGUGAACUCCAUGAUUUGUCACAUAAACGUAAGCUUACCCCAUGCAGUUGUGCACCUUAGACACUUGACACAUCUGUAUACUAAUCAUAAAGACAUUUAAUCCCAUCACAUUGCUAGCUUUGAAUCAUGUUAAUAUAAUGGAAUGCUGGUGUUACCCACCUGACUUCAUUGGUGUCAAUUAAUACACAGUUCUACCGUUUAUUUUCAG